This is a messenger RNA of Linderina pennispora, 2547 nucleotides long. Its product is annotated as DNA mismatch repair protein. The transcript is spliced from 9 exons. The record is from RefSeq and is a predicted model, not a curated record. Gene Ontology annotation, molecular function: ATP binding; mismatched DNA binding; ATP-dependent DNA damage sensor activity. Gene Ontology annotation, biological process: mitotic recombination; mismatch repair. NCBI's taxonomy places the organism in Eukaryota, Fungi, Kickxellomycota, Kickxellomycetes, Kickxellales, Kickxellaceae. Gene Ontology annotation, cellular component: MutSalpha complex; nucleus. Bases 1 to 2547 code for a protein of 848 amino acids.
AUGAGACAGCUGGUGGCUCUUCUUGUUCGGGCCAGCCGAGGCAGCCGAGGCAGCCGGGCGAGGGCCUGUACGGUGGCUUGGACGUGGUUUUGGCGCGUCCCCGAUCUGGCUCUGGACAAGUCGUCGGAGCAAGGGUUCUGCAGGUUCUUUAGCACACUGGAGCAAAAGCGCUCCAAUGGCGACUACUACAGCGUCCACGGGCCUGAUGCCAAAUAUGUGGCUACUGUGGUUUAUAAGACGCCUUCAGUACUCAAGAUGCUGGGCAGCAACCUUCCCAGCUGCACAAUGUCGCGCGUGGUCGCCGAGAGCUUUAUGCGCGAUGCGCUGCUCAACUACCAGCUGCGCGUAGAGAUCUACGCCAGCGAUUCCCGGCAGGGGUCGUGGAACGUGUCAAAGACCGCAUCGCCCGGAAACCUGCAGGAGGUCGAGGAGAUGCUGUUCCGGAACUCUGAGGUGGUGACAGUCCCGCUGGUCAUGGCCGUCAGCGUCAGAGGCGAGCAGGUGGGUGUCGCGUUUGUGGAUCCGGCGCAACGCAGUAUCGGCGUGUGCGAGUUUGUCGAUAAUGAUCUCAAUGUCAAGGAAUGCCUGAUUGAGCAGCUUGGCGCGGCGCAGAGUCUGGAGAGUCGCAAACUGGUUAGCGUGCUGGACAGGUGCGGGGUUGUGAUCACCAGCAUGCAAAAGAGCAAGUUCACUGUCAGCAAUAUCGAGCAGGAUCUGGGGCGUUUGGUGAACUCACAGGCACCGGUUGUGAGCCUGCCCGAGUAUGAUCUGAAGCGCUCGAUGGGCGCGCUGGCGGCCAUCAUCGGCUAUCUCAACCUCCUGGUCGACGAGUCAAACUACGCCAACUUCACUAUCAGUACACACAACCUGUCGCAGUACAUGAAACUUGAUGCGUCGGCGGUCCAGGCACUGAACCUGAUGCCGUCGCCCCAGGACGGGGCAAGCAAGACCAUGAGCCUGUAUGGACUGCUCGACCGCUGCAAGACCUCACAAGGAAAGCGUCUGCUGAAGCAGUGGCUCAAGCAGCCGCUUUUGUCGAUUACGGAUAUUGAGGACCGGCUUGGCUUGGUCGAGCAGUUCUUCAUGAACAUCGACCUGCCGGACUUUAAACGUCUGUCUAACCGAUUCCAGCGCGGGUAUGCUACGUUACAGGACAUUGUGCGCGUGUACCAAGUGGUUGUGUCGUUGCCUGCGCUCUGCGAUUUGGUGGACCAGUACUACCUGAACGAUUUGGUGUCCAUUGCAAACGACCUGGAGUCAUUCCAAGGCAUGGUCGAGACUGCUGUCGAUCUGGAGAUGGCGGACCAGCACGAGUUCAUGCUGAAGGCGGACUUUGACGAGGGGCUCCAGGAGACCAAGGCGCAGAUGGCGAAGGAGAUGCACACAAUCGUCGCUGAGCAGAGCCGAGUGGCCAGUGCAUUGGGGCUUGAUAUGAACAAGAAGCUGAAGCUCGAGAAGCACUCGACGUUUGGGCACUGCCUAAAGCUGUCGACGCUCAAGACAGGCGUGUACUUUACGACACCUACCCUGCGUGAUGCCAGCCGGAUGUAUCGCGACCUCUCCUCCGAUUAUGACAAGGCUCAGUCGGCACUGGUCAGGGAGGUGAUCAAGGUUGCAGCGUCGUACUGCCCAGUGUUGGAGCGGCUCAACACGACUGUUGCCCAUCUUGAUGUCAUUGCCAGCUUUGCCGAAGCAUCAGCAACAGCACCGAUCCCGUAUACACGGCCAGUGCUGACAGAAAGUGGCAAUGUCGAGCUGGCUGCCGCUCGCCAUCCUUGCCUGGAGGUGCAGGAGGGGAUCAGCUUUAUCGCGAACGAUGUCAGCAUGACUAAGGGCGAGUCGGAGUUUGUCAUCAUCACCGGACCCAACAUGGGUGGCAAGUCCACGUACAUUCGCCAGAUUGGUGUCAUUGCGCUGAUGGCGCAGGUCGGCUGUUUUGUACCGUGCGACUCGGCGCAGCUGUGCAUUUUCGACUGCAUUCUGGCGCGUGUGGGUGCAGGGCGAUGCACAGCUCAAGGGCGUAUGCUCGAGACCGCGUCGAUUCUGAAGACGGCGACCGAGAACUCGCUGGUGAUUAUCGAUGAACUGGGUCGUGGCACCAGCACCUACGACGGAUUUGGCCUGGCAUGGGCUAUCUCGGAGCACAUUGUCAAGGAGAUCAGGAGCAAGUGUCUCUUUGCCACCCAUUUCCACGAGCUGACAGAGCUCGAGAAGCUGUACCCAGCUGUGAAUAACCGCCAUCGGGCCAGCGCGAAGCUGACGCUGCUGUACAAGAUUGGCAAGGGCGUGUGCGACCAGAGCUUCGGCAUCCAUGUUGCAGAGCUGGCGCAGUUCCCUGAGUCGGUGAUCAAGCUUGCCAAGCGCAAGGUGACCGAGCUCGAGGAUUUCUCGUCGGUCAACAGUGAGCCAAAGAAGCAAGGCGACAGAAUUCACCAAGGCCCAGAUGGCGAGCGGAUCCAAGCUGAUCGAGGCAUUCCUGGCCGAGCUGGUGGCCACGCCUGGAUUCAGCGACAUGGCUGGCAAGGAUGUUGCGCAGCGCGUCGUUGA